AUGGCGUCAAGACAAAUGAUUCAACAGCAGACCAGAGGAGAGGAGGAAGGUGUUCCUGGCGCUAGUAAAAACAUGACAGCGGAGAGGAAGAAUCGCCGCGCACUCGGUGAUAUAGGAAAUAUGGUAACUAUUCGUGACGUCAAUGGCAAGCCGCUUCCUCAGGUUUCUCGACCUGUUACAAGGAGUUUCUGUGCUCAGUUACUGGCUAAUGCACAGGCUGCAGCUGCUGCUGAGAAUAACAAGUGCUUGGCAGUGAAUCCCAAUGUGGUGGUGGAUGGAGCUCAGGCUCAGCCAGCCAAGACACUUCAAAAGAGAGCUGUAGCAAAGCCAAAGCCACAGGAGAUUAUAGUAAUUAGCCUUGACUCCAAAGAAGAUAAGCCCAAGGCUAAGGCUGGAGAAAUGUCAUUGAAAAAGAGGUUAGCUGCUUGUGGGCCAAAAGUGGACAUUGAUGCUGCAGAUGCCAAUAACCAUUUAGCAGUUGUUGAAUACAUUGAUGAAAUUUACCAAUUCUACAAAUUGCUGAGGUAUCCCGAGGGCAUGGCAGGGGACUAUAUGGAUUCGCAGCCUGAGAUCAAUGCAAAGAUGAGGGCAAUCAUGGUUGAUUGGUUGGUGCAGGUCCACAACAAAUUUGAUCUCUCUCCAGAGACCCUCUACCUCACCAUCAACCUUGUGGAUCGAUAUCUUGCAUCGAAGAAGACUCAGUUAGUGGGGUUAGGGGCAAUGCUGAUAGCCUCUAAAUAUGAGGAGAUUUGGGCGCCUGAGGUGAAUGAGCUGGUCUUCAUCUCAGACAGAACUUACUCCUGUGCAGACAUCUUGGCCAUGGAGAAGAAGAUCCUAGGACAGCUGGAAUGGAGCUUGACAGUUCCCACUCCAUACGUGUUCCUUGCCCGGUUCAUCAAAGCAUCCAUGACUGAUGCAAAAGUGGAGAACAUGGUGUAUCUGUUGGGUGAGCUUGCAAUGAUGAACUACAGCAGAGCAAUAAGGUACAGCCCCUCGUUGAUUGCUGCCUCAGCAGUCUACGCAGUGCGCUGCACCUUGAGCAUUGCACCAGCUUGGAACGAGACCGGCCUCUUGGAAGAGCAGCUCAUGGAAUGUGCUAAGAUGCUGGCAACGUUCCAUUCGAUGUUGUUGGACGGGAAUAUGCGUGGGAUCUACCGGAAAUACCAGGGCUCAGAUAGGGAAGCUGUUGCUCUCUUGCCACCACCAAAUUCUCUUUUGUUGCCCUAAUCCUUCAUCUCAUUUUGUUUCUUUAUUAUUCUUCAAAUUUUCAAAAAUUAUACUACCAUGA
Salvia splendens (bonfire salvia) is the source of this 1288-nucleotide messenger RNA. RefSeq names its product G2/mitotic-specific cyclin-1. The record is from RefSeq and is a predicted model, not a curated record. Gene Ontology annotation, molecular function: cyclin-dependent protein serine/threonine kinase regulator activity. The transcript is spliced from 8 exons. Gene Ontology annotation, biological process: mitotic cell cycle phase transition. The coding region runs from base 1 to 1227 and encodes 408 amino acids. NCBI's taxonomy places the organism in Eukaryota, Viridiplantae, Streptophyta, Magnoliopsida, Lamiales, Lamiaceae.